This is a messenger RNA of Nicotiana attenuata, 5003 nucleotides long. RefSeq lists its product as uncharacterized. The transcript has 11 exons. The record is from RefSeq and is a predicted model, not a curated record. Lineage: Eukaryota; Viridiplantae; Streptophyta; Magnoliopsida; Solanales; Solanaceae. The coding region runs from base 485 to 4654 and encodes 1389 amino acids.
UACUGUAAAAGAUUGCUUAUUUUGUCCGAAGCACUGCACUCUACGCCUCCACUCAAACUAUUUCUUCUCUCUCUACUGUAUCUACUAUUCACUCUCCAUUUUUUUCCUCUGUAACUGUGUGACUGUGUGUAUAUACAUAUAAAUAAAGGGAAAAAGAAAUAGAGAAAGAAAAGAUCAUUUGAGAAAGGAGUAAAGCGAAAUCCAUUUGACGACAGCUAGAAGUUAGUCAGAGUACAUUGUAGGGUUUUCCUGAAAACCCUUGAAAACACAAUCUUUGGGAAAAAAUUAUAAGGGUUUUGAAUUUUUUUUUUCUAACUGACAUUCAGCUUAAAGAAAAUCAAAAUGUCGGUUCGGAUAUGAACCGGAUAUCCGCCGAUCUAGCUCGGCAAUUCAAGAUCUCCGCCUUCACAUUGCUUAUGUGGGGAGGUUAUAUGAAAGAAGCUAAAGGGAACAUUGUGCUGAUUUAGUGAGGGUGAGGGCAAAGAUGGAAUCUGAUUCACUCCUUGAUUAUGCGGUCUUCCAGCUGUCACCAAAGCGCUCUCGAUGCGAAUUGUUUGUUUCUCGUGGUGGAAACACAGAGAAACUGGCAUCGGGAUUGGUAAAGCCCUUUGUGACUCAUUUAAAAAUUGCAGAAGAGCAAGUUGCAUUGGCAGUUCAGUCUAUCAAGCUUGAAGUUGAAAGGCGCAGAAAGGCUGAAUCAUGGUUCACAAAAGGAACCCUGGAGAGGUUUGUGAGGUUUGUCAGCACGCCAGAAGUUCUGGAACUUGUCAACACAUUAGAUGCGGAGAUGUCUCAGCUUGAGGCAGCCCGAAAAUUAUAUUCGCAGGGAACGGGCGACCAGUUUAAUGGGACUGGUAGUGGUGGAUCUGGGGUUACAAUAGCAGCUGAUGCGACAAAGAAGGAGCUACUGCGAGCCAUUGAUGUGAGGCUUACUACAGUUCAACAGGACUUAUCUACUGCUUGUUCUCGUGCAGCAGCUGCUGGUUUCAAUCAGGAGACAGUAUCUGAACUUCAAACUUUUGCAGAACGGUUUGGUGCCCCUAGAUUGAACGAAGCCUGCAACAAAUUUUUAACAUUAAGGGAAAGGCGACCAGAAUUGAUCAAGUCACGAAAGGUGUCUGAAAGAGAUGACGGAGCCGUACGUUGCUCUUAUGGAUCCGACAUGUCUAUCGACGAGGACCCCACUACUCCAGACCAGCGACUUUCUGGGUCCCACUCUGCCGGCCCCCAGAAGUCCUCAACGUGUCAGCAACCAAAACCUCCUUUGGUUGCCUCCACUUCGCAAUGUAAUAGCAGAGAGUCCAGCGUGGAACCAUUCGAGAACAGCAACGAAAGAAUCUCCACUGCUGAAAAAGGGAAGGAGGACGAGAAAGAGGAAGAGAAAUCCUCUGAUCAACCUCAAGGUCCUCAACUGAAAAGGAGGCUAAGCGUGCAGGAACGAAUCAAUUUAUUCGAGAACAAGCAAAAGGAGAAUUCUGGGGGAAGUGGGAAAGCUGCUGUGGCGAAAGCCCCAGAGCUUCGUAGGUUGUCAUCUGAUGUGUCAGCCCCGCCGGUGUUGAGAAGAUGGAGCGGCGCCAGUGACAUGAGCAUUGAUUUGGGUGGUGACAAGAAGGAUAUAGAGAGUCCUCUAUGCACCCCAUCUUCUGCCUCUGUUUCUCAGUCUAAGUCCAAUGAGCAGAAGUCGUCGAGUUUGACUGAUGCAGCAAGUCUUGAGACUAAUGCUAAUCUGCAGGUUCCAUAUACAAUUGGGAAGGAGGAAGCUGAUGGGGUGAAGCUUUUGACUGAUUCUUCUAGGAGUAUUCAAGAUUCUAUCAAGAUCAUAUCAAACUCAACUUCGGGCAUCUUUGAUAGUGAUCAGGGUCGUGGGAAGAUCAGGUCAAGCUCACAUAUCAGCGGGGCUGAGGAUAGGAGUGCUAAAAAUCAACUGGAUUCCGGAGGGUCAUUUGUUGAGGUUGGUUUGACUAGUAACGCAAACUUCAAAGUUUCUCAAGGCGGUAAGGAGCUUGGGCGGAGCAAAGGACAAACUAGUCAUCAGGUUAUUGGCCUGAAGGAUCAGAGUACUCUACUAGAGCAAUCUGGAGCUGUGCAGGCUGAGAUUUGGCAUCAGAAGGAGGAUAGUGUAUCAACUGAUCAUUUGGUUUUUAAGAGCGAUAAAGCUCCUCAAAGGACCGCAGUGGCCUCUGCUCAGUUGGUUAGUGGUUCAAGCUCAACAGUUACAGAAACUCCCGCUGCUCAAGUCCUUGAAGGUAAUACACCGUAUCUGCAGUCAAGACGGCAAUCUCUUCCUGAAUCUGAGGAAGUUGAAAAAAGUAAGUUAUCUCCAUCUGAGAAAUUAGCUAGUGUUUCUCAAUCAAAGGUCAAAGAGCUUGGACAUGUACCAAUGAAAUUUAAGAAGCAAGGUGGUGCUACUGAAUUGGUCAAGAAGACUCGAGAUAGGAUGGACGAGAUCAUGGCUGGAACUAGCAAAACACCGCUGUCAAGUAAAAUGGUUUUGGAGCCUGAGGGGCUUGACUCAUUUUUGACACCUCCUAUUGAGCAAGUUCAGAGGGUACGGCAGCCCAAAGCAAACCAAGAAAUGAAUGAUGAGUUGAAAUUGAAAGCUAAUGAGCUAGAAAAGCUUUUCGCUGAGCACAAAUUACGUGCUCCUGGCGAUAAAUCUAAUUCUACCAAGAGAAGCAGGCCAGGUGACGUCCAAAGCCGUCCAGUUGCUAUUUCAUCCUACAGGAAAUCUGUGAUAGAUAAUUCUAAUGUCGGAAUUUCUGACAAUUACACGUCCAAUGAACCUGCCUCAAGUUCCAAUGAUGUUUUAAAUAAGAGUUUCUCUGAACUAAGUUUUUCGGAUGGUUCUCGAGGAAAAUUCUAUGAGAGCUAUAUGCAGAAAAGGGAUACCAAACUCCGGGAAGAAUGGAAUUCUAAGAGAGCAGAGAAGGAAGCCAAACAGAAGGCUAUGGAGGAUAGCCUUGAGAGGAGUAGAGCUGAGAUGAAGGCCAAGUUUGCUGGAUCUGCUGAUAAAGACAGUAUGGUUUCUAGUUCUCGUCUGCGUGCUGAGAGACUCAGAUCAUUUAAUUCGAGGUCUAUUCUGAGGAGAGACCAGCAACAGUUAGUUUUUGAGCAAAGUGAUGACGAAGAAGAUAUGUCUGAAUUAUCAAAGCUGAAAAAAUACGGUGAAGACAGGUCUUUUGACGAAACAUCUUUCGGGGAUGAUGUUCGUAAGAACACUCGGAGUAAGAAGCCUUUACCUGUCAAAGGUUUGUCUUCAUCAACACCUCGCACUACAGUAGCACCUGUUCCGAGGUCUUCUGGGAAAGCUUCUAGUAAUACAUCAGGUAGGCGAAGAAUUCAAUCUGAAAAUCCUCUGGCGCAGUCUGUCCCAAACUUCUCUGAUAUGAGAAAGGAGAACACCAAGCCUUCUUCCACAGCUGGUAAGACAACUCGUUCACAAUCUAGAAACUACACCCGUAGCAAAAGCACAACUGAAGAGAUACCCCUUGUCAGGGAGGACAAAUCUCGAAGAUCACAAUCCUUGAGAAAAAGCACCGCCAAUAUGGUGGAAUUUAGGGAGACAUCCACUUUUGAUUCUGAGGGUGUUGUUCUGACACCUCUCAAAUAUGACAAAGAUGAGAUGGAGCGGGGUAUCAUUGAAAAAUUUCCAAAAAGUUCAGGUUCAAAGACUUUACUAAAGAAGGGCAAGAAUACUGACUUCAGCUCUAGAGGUGGUCUGACUAAGACAAGACCUUCUGCUGCAUCUAAGAUUGUGGAUGACGAUGACGAGUACGAUGAUAUGGUAUUUGAGCCGGAAAACUCAGAAGGCAGGGGCCAGGAUGAAGAAGAGGAAGAAUUUGAGAACCCGACAGCUGAUAUUCAGGAAAACUUUGACAAUGGGGAACCAAGACUGAGCCAUGAUUCAGAGAAAUUGGAAAACUCCGGAUCAGAAAACGAUGGUGUUCUGAGAUCAUUUUCUCAAGUGAACUCUGCUUCAGAAGCUGUAUUGCCUUCUGUUGUCACUUCCAAGUUGUUAUCUGGUGGACUUGUACAAGAUUCACCGGGGGAAAGUCCUGUCUCAUGGAAUACACAUGCUCAUCACCCAUUUUCGUAUCCUCAUGAGAUGUCUGAUGUUGAUGCAUCCGUGGACUCUCCUGUGGGAAGUCCUGCGUCCUGGAACUCACAUUCUCUAAGUCAAACGGAGAGUGAUGCAGCUAGAAUGAGGAAGAAAUGGGGAAUGGCUCAGAAACCUAUGCUCGUAGCAAAUUCUUCUCAAAAUCAAUCGCGCAAGGAUACAGCCAGAGGAUUUAAACGGUUUUUGAAAUUUGGGAGGAAAAAUCGUGGCACAGAUAAUUUAGUUGACUGGAUUUCUGCUACAACUUCUGAAGGAGAUGAUGAUACAGAAGAUGGACGUGACCCUUCUAAUCGUUCUUCAGAAGAUCUGAGAAAGUCAAGAAUGGGCUUCUCACAGGAGCAUCCAUCUGAUGAUAGCUUUUAUGAGAAUGAGUUUUUCAGUGAACAAGUUCAAUCCUUGCGCAGUUCAAUCCCGGCACCUCCAGCUAACUUCAAAUUGCGGGAGGAUCAUUUAUCAGGGAGCUCAAUAAAAGCUCCAAGAUCCUUCUUCUCCUUAUCGACAUUCAGAAGCAAGGGAAGUGACUCAAAGCCAAAGUGACUAUCCGAAGCCAAAGAUAACUAUUUCAAAGGAUCAAGUUCCACUAAUGCAUGCUUGGAAUUGCCAGACAAUAUUUCUCAGUAAGAGGUUGAGGUAGAUGAGCUACAAUCAUCCAAAUAUGAUGUAUACUUGUACUUAGUAAUCACCGGGCUUCUGAAGCCUUUCUUGUGCUUAGCUGUUUCUAGUAGUUGUCUCAGAAUAUAUGUUGUAUAUUGUCUUGAGAGGACACUGGCGGAAUAUUAAUGUGAUUUUGGUAGUCAUAGCAUUCUUUCUUAUGUUGUUAUUUUACUCUCGAUUUAUGGUAAAUAUCAGAAGCUAAAUUUUGUUCAAUCAAAUAUUGACAGUCUAG